GACGUGCCGCUGGGUGCUGAUUUCCAGUCGCCAGAUACCAUAAACCGAUCCAAAAGUAAGUCCCUCCCUAAGGUCAAGGCCUCCACAAAGUCCAAGCGACACAGAUCCGUGCAGAAGACCACUAGCAGCACAGCGCACGACAAAACUCGCAACACUUCCAGUUACGUCCCCUCAUACGCCAAAGGGAAUCGGUCACCACUCACUGCCAUGCAGUCGGCCACAAGAAAGCUCAUGAGAUCGUCACACAGCUCGGAUAGCAUUGCCCGAACGGACGUGGUUGGCUAUAAUGCCGAUCAG
This is a messenger RNA of Sphaeroforma arctica JP610, 297 nucleotides long. RefSeq lists its product as hypothetical. Lineage: Eukaryota; Ichthyosporea; Ichthyophonida. The record is from RefSeq and is a predicted model, not a curated record. The annotation marks the transcript as partial. The transcript has a single exon.